AUGAUCACUCGGGUUUUGACAAUAGUGUUUGCUAUCCAUUUCAUCAUAUUCUCUCUGAUUAUUUGUGUAAAGAAAAAGACGAAAAGUAGAAAACAUAGCAAGAAAGCGGACAAGCGUCAUGCAAGAGAAACAAAUAACAUGAAUUCAUAUUCAACUAAUGUCUCAUGUGAACCUGAGCCCGUUAUACCAGUAAUAGCUCCACCACCGUCAGGAGCGGAGCAUGUGUACGAAGACAUAAUGGUUUUGGAUAUGUUGUCGCCUCCUCAAAACGGUUCCGUCUAUUAG
Messenger RNA from Auanema sp. JU1783, 285 nucleotides. The record is from the annotation of a GenBank genome assembly. NCBI's taxonomy places the organism in Eukaryota, Metazoa, Nematoda, Chromadorea, Rhabditida, Rhabditidae.